GUCGAGGAAUAACAGAUGGAGAUAUUUCAAUCAUUUCUGGUAGUCCCGUUAUUGCUAGUCACAGUGAUAGAAGGGCAAUGUUUUGGAAACGGCACCUGUGUCUGUCAUUGUGUGGACUGCAGUGAAAAGUGUACGACUUGUUUGCCUGGUUGGGGUGGAUCCAAAGACUACAAUUGUCAGAGGCGAAACGUGUUAUAUUGGACAGCAACAGGAGAUGAUGCAGACGAUAAAAAUAAAUUACUAGACGACGAUCUUUCAACCUUUUUAACGGAUGAUAGCCAUGGGCCAUAUUUGAGAGUUCAGCUAAAUAAGUCAAUAACCGUUCAUAAAGUUGAUAUUACCCUUCUUUUCGAACGUGGUGUGAAUUAUACAAUUUACGUCAAAAACAAGGAGUAUGAUAGGAGCAAGGAUGUGACAUGUAACACGCUGGGACAGGGCGACAACAUCGGGAAGAAAACUGUGUCAAUGACUUGUUAUAAGCCGCUUUCAGGAAAAUAUCUUGAAAUCUAUUCUUCAAAGAACACACUUCUAAAAGUAUUUGAAAUCCAAUAUUUUGAAUGCACCAACGGAACUGUCGGUGAAAAUUGCAGCAGCGCAUGUGCGUCAAAUUGUGAUGUUGACUGUAAUAUUACUGCAGUAGAUUGUGAUUGUCAAAAGGGCUUCUUCGGUAAGUUUUGUAACCAGACAUGCUCUAAAUCGUGCGAUGAAAAUGGAUGCAAUAUCCGCACUGGCGAAUGCUUCAGUUGCAAGAAUGGAUAUUUUGGACCUCUGUGUGAAAACAACUGCUCAUUUGGUUGUCAGGAAUCUUGUGGCAAGGUAAUUGGAAACUGUACAUGUAAACCAGGUUUUUCCAAUGUUAACUGCUCGAGAGAAUGCCCAAAACAAUGUGAAAGGAGGGAAUGCGAACAAAGUGAGGGAAAAUGUUUGGCGUGCCAAGAUGGAUAUUACGGUGAUUUCUGUCAAUAUACAUGCUUUAGAAACUGUGAAAAGGGGUGUGAAACAUCUACAGGUAUAUGUGGUAUGUGCACAAAAGGUUUUUACAGUCCUUUUUGUAACAUUUCAUGUUCUAAAAAUUGCAUGGAAAGCACCUGUUCUAGAGACGGUGACUGUUCUCAGUGUAAACCAGGAUACAAAGGAAAACAGUGCAAUGAAAGCUGUCCUAAAAAUUGCAUGGAAAACACCUGUUCUAUGCACGGUGUCUGUUCUCAGUGUAAACCAAGAUACAAAGGGAAGCAAUGCAAUGAACCCUGCCCAGAACAUUGUAGGCAAUGCAAGCAACAUGAUUUCAAAUGUUCUCAAUGUGAAAAUGGGUGGUACGGCCUAAGAUGUGCCGAGAAGUGCCCUGUAGCAUGUGGAGGGAAUGGUACGUGUGAAAUCAAAUUGGGUAAAUGUCAUGUUUGUGCCGUAGGUUAUUUUGGCAGCCAGUGUGAUCAAACAUGCAGUCAAUAUUGCGAUUUCAACGCGGCAUGUGACAUUGAGACUGGGGUUUGUGAACGUUGUAUUGCUGGUAGACAUGGUAAUCAUUGUGAAAGUAAAUGUAGCCAGAACUGUUUAAACUCAACAUGCCUAAGUAAUCAAACAUGCAGUUACGGAUGUAACGAUGGUUGGUUUGGUGAUAGGUGUAAACAACAAUGUUCUGCUGCUGUUAGAAGUUGUGUAAAGUGCUCCUUAAUCGACAGUUAUACUCCAGUAUGUCAGAGAUGUGCAGAUUCAUGGUUUCUUAACGGAUCGCAAUGCUUCAAGUGUCCCGAAAACUGUUCCUCUUGUGAAUCUGAAACACAGUGCACGAUGUGUAGUAAUGAUGUUAGCUAUGGUAAAACAUGCAACAUUCCGUGCAGUGGUGAUUGUAUAAACAAAAUAUGUAACAUGACUGGGAAUUGUCUACAUGGCUGUAACAACAGUAAAUACGGUAUUAGGUGUGACAAGGACUGUGUAGAAGGAUGUAUUGUAUGCAAUGAUGCUUUUAAUUGCUCUACAUGUGAAGAAGGAUGGCUUAGUCUACCUUGUCAACAACGCCCAAAGGCCUGCAAAAUGUGUUGGAGCAUUCGGUACAUUUCAUCUCUGAUUGAAAUGGAAACUGUUUCGUUUCAUUCAAAUCACACGGGAUAUGGACAUCUUAGAACUGUUUUCUCAAACUGAUUUUGAUUCCGUGCUGGUGAAAUGACCAGAAAGCAGUCACUUAAAUGUAAAUCUACAUGUUGAAGAAAAACCUGAAUUGCCUGAAACACCCAUGUCCUCUGAUCAGCCACAAGCAAAGACUGGAACAUGGAAGUCUUUGGUACCUCAUUAGACAUGCAGACAGUAGAAAUUUCCACACUUUCGAAUCACCUAUUACGAUUCUAUUGUAAAGCUAGGCCAAAAGGAAAACAUGAAGAUGAGAAACCUCUAUACCACAAAAACACUAUAAUCAAUAUCAGAGCAGCCAUUAAUCGCCACCUAGCUGACCUUCGGAGAGAUAUGAAUAUCGUCAGAGACAAGGAGUUCCGCACAGCCAAUGGAAUCUUAGAUGGCCUUUUGAAAGAGCGCACACAACUCGGUCUCUCCAAACCUAUUAAACAUAAGGAAAUCAUUGAAAUACAUGACCUGCAAAAAAUAUAUAAGUACCUCCAAGGGACUCCAUCGUCACCUGUUGUCUUGCGUCAUGUUGUAUGGUACUUUCUAGCCAUUCAUUUUGUCACAAGAGGGCUAGAAUUUCACCAUCAGCUGAAUAUCGACAGUUUUGCCUUCUUCGCAGAUGAAACUGGGGAGUAUGCUGCACUCAAACAUGAAACCCUGCAAAAGAAUAAUCAAGAGGGGGGGGGGGGUGGGGGGGGUUGAAGCACACGAUACUCACACUGACAAGCGGAUGUACCGCUUCACUCCUAUACAGUUUGUCAUUAUGCAUUCAACUGAAAACAUUCUGACCUUCUUUUUAAAAAAUGUUACAAAGAUAUAACAUUGUUAAUUUUAAUAAUCAUUAAUGGAUGUUUAAUUAUGUUUAAAUAAAUUUAUUUUGUCAACGAGAA
Messenger RNA from Ostrea edulis (European flat oyster), 3005 nucleotides. Its product is annotated as multiple epidermal growth factor-like domains protein 10. The record is from RefSeq and is a predicted model, not a curated record. The coding region runs from base 16 to 2139 and encodes 707 amino acids. NCBI's taxonomy places the organism in Eukaryota, Metazoa, Mollusca, Bivalvia, Ostreida, Ostreidae. The transcript has 7 exons.